Messenger RNA from Cantharellus anzutake, 2816 nucleotides. Its product is annotated as kinase-like domain-containing protein. Gene Ontology annotation, molecular function: cyclin-dependent protein serine/threonine kinase activity; ATP binding. NCBI's taxonomy places the organism in Eukaryota, Fungi, Basidiomycota, Agaricomycetes, Cantharellales, Hydnaceae. The record is from RefSeq and is a predicted model, not a curated record. The transcript is spliced from 7 exons. Gene Ontology annotation, biological process: protein phosphorylation. Bases 36 to 2786 code for a protein of 916 amino acids. Gene Ontology annotation, cellular component: nucleus.
UGCAUGCGGCAUAAGGCUUGAGUGAGUCCCCGACGAUGUCAAAACGCAAAGGCACGGACGAGCCUCUGCGUGAUCUUAAGCGUCGACAGCUUACCCCGGAUAACGAGCCAGAAGAAGGGGAAGUGACAGAUAGCCCUGGCCCAAGCAAAACUGUGAAUGGGUACCCAAAAAGUCCAAGCGAUUCUGAAGGUAGUGAGGAUGGUUUCAGCAAGGUGCCGUUACCCUUCAAGUCAAAAACGAAAGCGGCAUCUGGGGCAUCGGCGUCUAGGGGUGUUCCUAUAAAUCAUCCAGUUCAGCAUGAGCGUUCACCUCACAGGGACAUUCAUGCGUCACCAUCAAGAGUUGAGCGGUGGCGGCGGGACGACUAUGACCAUUAUGUGCAGCACGACCGUGCAAGGUAUCCUCUCAUCCGUGGGGGGUACGGCAGGGAAGACAACUCCUGGCGCGACCGUUCGUCGUAUGACCACUACCGUCCAGAUUUUGAACGCGACGACUUUGGGAGGGCCCCGCGCCCCUCAUAUGAUCGUUAUGUGCCCGAAGAUUCGUAUUCUAAUGGAUACCGUCGAGGAUCUUCUAGUCGUUCACCAUCAAAGUCACCAUCUCUCGCCAGUUCUCACAAUGUGCACCGCCUGCCGCGCCGUCCGUCCCCCUCGCCUCCACCAUAUCGUAGACGUCGCGACGAUUUCUAUUCUGACAGGACUCCCCGCUAUUAUGCGGCUGAUUCGUAUGAAGGGUAUGGGGGCGUCAAUAUGCCUUCUGACGCGUAUGCACGCGAACGUGAACUUUACCCGAAUUCCAGACUCAGUCCGCGGAUACCGUUGGCAUCACUUCCAAGUAGACCCGAUAUCGAAACUCUGACACAUCCAAAUGCCGCCGUCAGUAAUGGCAAAAAUUCGCGUCCUGUUAUUAAUCAUGACUCUGCCGUUGAUCCUGGUCAAAAUAGCUGGGAGCCAUCUCGCAAGGAUACUGCCCAUCCAACCCCUGCCUCUCAGAACACUAUCGUGUCUGAGUCUCAGAUUCCCCAAAUGAACCUCUCGCCCAUGUCGCAUGAGAAGCCAGCAAUCAAAAUGGAGUCAAACCUUGAGCCUCAACCCCCAGUGGAACCCCCACCCCCAAUUCCAUCUGAGCCAGAGCCUCCUUCGGAACUAAGGGCUCAGCCAUCGGCUCCUCUGACGCCCCAGCCAUCGGCUAAAUCGGGACAAUCACAGGGUGUGCGGAUGUUGAAGGCGACCGGGACAACGACCCUUCGGUCCGAAGAAGAGGAAUUUGCCGCAUAUCAGCGUAUCUUUGUAGGCGUGGAUAAACUCUCCGAUUUUGAACUUCUGAACAAACUAGGAGAGGGGACUUUUGGCGAGGUUCAUAAAGCACGGCGAAAAGGGACAGGACAGCUGGUUGCCUUAAAGCGCAUUUUGAUGAAGAAUGAGACCGAAGGUGUCCCAAUCACCGCACUUCGGGAAAUCCGGAUUCUCAAAAGGUUGAAACACCGGAAUAUCGUCUCGAUUGUAUGCAUUAUCGUUCAACGUCCACAACGAUCUGGAGGGGAAACGUCCAUUUACAUGGUGUUUCCAUAUAUGGACCAUGAUUUGGCUGGCCUGCUAGAAAAUAGUAAUGUCACUUUGAGUGUCAGUCAGAUUAAACUCUACAUGAAGCAUCUGUGUGAGGGUGUUGGAUAUCUCCAUCGGAACAAGAUUUUGCACCGAGACCUGAAAUCGGCAAACUUACUUAUUAAUAAUGAAGGUUGCCUUCAGAUUGCAGACUUCGGUCUUGCUCGUCCUGUGUCUCACAUAUCUCGCCAUUCGGGGAAGACAAAAGAGGGUUUGCAGAAGUACACUAACUCUGUUGUCACUCGCUGGUACCGAUCCCCGGAACUUCUGCUCGGUCAAAGGAAGUAUGAGGGGUGGGUGGACAUGUGGGGUGUUGGAUGCAUUUUUGCAGAAAUGUUUCAAAGAAGACCCAUCAUGCCCGGUACUAGCGACCUGGAUCAGCUCACGAAAAUCUUUGAUUUGUGUGGUUCUCCGACUGAGGAAAACUUUCCUGGGUGGAGUGCGUACGACCCAAAGGCUCCUUUCCCUCCUCACUGGGGAUACUUUCCACGGCGCAUCAAAGAUAUUCUUCCUCCUGAGGCCUCAGCAGACACGAUUGCCUUCCUUGACCGGCUUCUGACCCUCGAUCCUGUGCAGCGAAUCACAGCUUUCGAAGCUCUUGAUCAUGAUUAUUUCUGGACAGAGCCUCUGCCUGCCGAUCCCAAAUCCCUCGCUAAGUAUGAACCUUCUCAUGAAUUCAACCGUCGCCGUCAUGCGCAGCCAAAUGCCCCCCAGCACUCUGCGCUACCUGCUCCUGUGCAGGGUGCUCGCUUUUUCGGGCAACCACAAUCUUUCUUCCCAAAUGGCACUGGUCCUCAGGCAGUUGGUGGUAGUCGACCAGGUGGCGGUCAAGCGAACAAUGUGCCUCCACCGCCGCAACCCCCGCUACCGCAACCUUGGCGAGGUCCUCCUAAUCGUCCACCCUCCCAAAACUUCAUUCCUCCACCGCCACCACCGCCACUACCAGCUUCAUUACCCCCUAUUCACCUCGUACCCGGCAGGCCUCCUCCUUUGUACAUGAUGCCGCAACCUGUCCUACCAAAUGGUUUGCCUCCCCCGCCCUACGCUACAAACAGCCUACCAAGUCGACCCGCAUUCAUCCGUUCAGGAAACGACCGCUCACUGCCAGGUCGACCAGAUUGGAUACGCAACAAUACUCGCCCUCCACAAUCAAAACCGCAUGAAGAGCUCAAUUAUGGUUGAUGUUAACCCUUUCUAUCAAACUGCCUUAGC